This is a messenger RNA of Mauremys mutica (yellowpond turtle), 1624 nucleotides long. RefSeq names its product retinol binding protein 2 (gene RBP2). The record is from RefSeq and is a predicted model, not a curated record. The transcript is spliced from 5 exons. Gene Ontology annotation, molecular function: fatty acid binding. NCBI's taxonomy places the organism in Eukaryota, Metazoa, Chordata, Testudines, Geoemydidae. Gene Ontology annotation, cellular component: cytosol; nucleus. Gene Ontology annotation, biological process: fatty acid transport. Bases 1089 to 1496 code for a protein of 135 amino acids.
CACCAGUUUCAGCUGGGAAAAUACACUCUAACUGAUGUCAGGAUUAGAGAGUGAAUUAAGAAGACUGAGAUAAACAAGAACUAAAGGCCAGACGUUAUGCAGUCCUAAAUGGAGAAGAAACAGAUGAGACACAGAAUAUGGAACAAAACAGGAACUAAAAUGCCAAAGUUCCCCAGUAUUAGGACAUGCUCUGAAUGGAUCAGCUCACCAGCUCCAUCCACACCAUAUGGAAAAGUUUCCCAAGGAACAUAAUCACAAAUUUCUCCAAUGCACCUGUUAUUGUUAAUGAAUUUGACUCCUUUUCAAAUCACUGCUGAAGGAGCUGUGAGCAGACAGGUCACUGAACACAUGGUUUCUGGAACAUCCCACAACUACAACAUCGCCUGAAAAGUACCUUAAUCACAACUUCAGACUGUCUGCCUGCUGCAUAUUUGCAAAUUGACACUGCACCAAAUCACAUGCUCAGUGUAGCUCUGGAUGGUUAAUCAGCCAGAUUUUCAAAGCUACUUAGGUGCCUAAAGAUGCAGAUAAGUGUCUAGUGAGAUUUUUCAAAAGUGCCUCAGUCAUUACCUCUCAUUGAAACCAAUGGGAGUUAGGUGCCUCUCCAUCUUAGGGUGUUUUUGAAAACCCCACUUGGCACCUAAAUCCGCCAUUGAGGCAUCAUUAACAUUUUCAAAGCUGCUGCCUAAUCCCCUAGGCAGCAAAGUUUCAGCUGGCCUGCAGUUGCAAACCUGCCUAAGCCCUGAUACCGCCCUACAGCUAGCAAACUGCUUGGAGAGCUGGAGGCAGGCUAGCGCCAGGUGGAGGUGCAGCAGAGCACCCCCACAAAAGACACCCAGGGGAAUGGAGGGUGAGAGUGAGAGAAUUAGCCAGCAUGAUCAAGUGAAAGAGAGAGAGAGAGGAUUUUGGCAGCUAGGGCAAGGGCUGGCCUAAGUGUCUAACUCUAGGAGGGGGUAUAUAGCUGAGGCUCCAGAGUGAAGAGAGGCACCUUUCUUUGGCCUGUCAGCCAGACACCCCAGUCAGCCAUUUAAGAACUUGCUUCCAGGCUCAGCGUUUGAUCUACUCUUGGGUUUGAGCUCUUAGCCAGCAUGCCUGCCGAUUACAAUGGGACGUGGGAAAUGGAAUCCAAUGAAAACUUCGACGGUUACAUGGUUGCCUUAGGCAUUGAUUUUGCCACUCGUAAGAUUGCAGGACACUUGAAACAAACGAAGGAAAUUAUUCAAGAUGGAGACAAUUUUAAGACAAAAACACUGAGCACUUUGAGAAACUAUGAACUGAAUUACACUGUGGGAGUGGCGUUUGAAGAACACACCAAGGGGCUUGACAACCGAGUUGUUCAGACACUAGUGAAUUGGGAUGGUGAUAAAUUAGUAUGUGUCCAGAAGGGGGAGAAGGAAAACAGAGGCUGGACACACUGGAUUGAAGGAGAUAGACUGCAUUUGGAGCUGACAUGUGAAGACCAGGUGUGCCAUCAAGUAUUUAAGAAGAAAAAGUAAGCAGACCAGAAAGUCCAACUGGUUUCACAUGUGCUAUUAUGUUAUUUUUUUUUAAUCUAUGUAAUGACUGCUUGACACUGACAUGUAAGUGCAUUUCUGUGCACUGUUAUCUAAGACAAACACAUCCU